UUUCACAUUUUAUCACUUCAUUCUUUAUACGAUUUGUGUGUGUAUGUGUGUGUGUUUGUGUGUGUGUGUGCAUGUGUAUGUAUGUGUGUGUGUGUGUGCAUGCGUGUGUAUAUAUAUAUAUAUAUAUAUGUGUGUGUGUGUGUGUACGUAUUUAUCUUUGCAUAUCUCCUAGAUAGACAAUGUAUAUGUGUGUGUGUAUGUGUGUGUGUGUGUGUGUGUGCGUGUGUAUAUGUGUGUGUAUACGUGUGCAUAUAUGUGUUGUAUGUGUGUGCAUGUGUGUAUGUCUUACUGUAUUUUCUUUUUUUUUUAAUAGAAAUAAAUUAA
Molecule: messenger RNA, 324 nt
Organism: Loa loa (African eye worm)
Lineage: Eukaryota; Metazoa; Nematoda; Chromadorea; Rhabditida; Onchocercidae
Exons: 3
Source: RefSeq, a predicted model, not a curated record